AUGAUCAAGCCAAUUGUCACAGAGAACGCCCUCAUCAAUGGAAGCCGUGUCGCCUAUGGUGUCUAUGGCAAGGGCAAACCUGUUGUUCUUCUUCACGGCACACCAUCUUCAUCCCUCAUAUGGCGCAACAUCGUCCCUAAGCUUGUCGACGCCGGUUAUAAAGUCCACCUAUUUGACCUUCUUGGCUUUGGUGUAUCCGAGCGUCCUUGGAACCCAGCUGUCGACACUUCCAUGACAGGCCAAGUUUCUGUUCUGGAAGGCCUUUUAGAACUGUGGAGCUUGGAGAAGAUACAUAUUAUUGCUCAUGACAUUGGAGGUGGUAUUGCGCAGCGCUUCUCGGUCUUUUCACCCGAAAGAGUUUUGUCGCUUGCACUCAUCGAUGUCGUGAGCUUCGAUAGCUAUCCCUCCAAACGGACAAAGGAGCAGAUGCAAAACGGGCUUGAAUCUCUUAUUAAGACGGAUAGUGACAAACAUAGAGACCAUUUUAGGGAGUGGUUACUGUCCGCCGUCAAAAGCCCAGCAAAGUUUGAGGAGUCGAGUCUCGGCACUUAUCUCAACUACAUCUCUGGUCCGAUCGGACAAUCCAGUCUAUUCGAGCAUCAAGUUCGACACUAUGAUCCUAAACAUACAAUGGAGGUGGUACCACGUCUUGGAGAGCUGGGUAAGCUACCUGUACAGUUAAUAUGGGGAGCGGAUGAUGCUUGGCAGGUAGUCGAUUGGGCUCAUAAACUACACGAUGCAAUUCCUGGAUCAGAGCUUACUAUUUUGGAUGAUGCUGGGCACUUUUCACCUGAGGAUCAGCCUGAGAAGACGUCUGAGCUGCUUGUUAGCUUCCUAGCAAAGCAUUGA
This is a messenger RNA of Fusarium venenatum, 849 nucleotides long. RefSeq names its product alpha/beta hydrolase. The record is from RefSeq and is a predicted model, not a curated record. Gene Ontology annotation, molecular function: catalytic activity. NCBI's taxonomy places the organism in Eukaryota, Fungi, Ascomycota, Sordariomycetes, Hypocreales, Nectriaceae.